AUGCCUGAACCCAGCUCUAGCCCCAACAGCCCACAAUAUGUCCCCUACCAGGCAUACAAACCCAAAAGGCAUUCUCGGAACCUUUCCACUGCGACAGUAGCCAUUCCACCAGCUUCUCGCCCAUCGAGCAUCGUUGUAAGCCCAGUAGCGUCCCCAUUGCUCAGGGUUCUGGCGGACGAAGACAAGGACUCGAUUGCGUCGCUUUCACUGGCUGCACAGGGCACCCCGCCCUCGAACGGGAUGAGCUUCAGACCCUCCACACCCCAUUCACCUGCCAUUCGCAUUGAAUUGGCGCCCGACCAUGUACAGCCCCCACCACCUCUUCCCCCUGCCGAGAUAGCCACAGUCGUCGUCCAAGGGCCUACAGCCAGCAACGCUCCCGACGUCACAGCACCUCGGCCCACGGAACACGCACCGACCUCAUCGUCACACCCUUCUCCCGCACUCUCCACCCAGACCCUCUCGCCUCACCAAAGUCCCGUACCCAAGGCAAGGAAGGUUUCCACCUUCCGUCGUCUAACACCUCGCCCCGCAAGCACCGCACCGUCGCUACAGCCUAAUACUCAUUCUCGCAAUGUCUCCACCGCAUCGCUGCCAGCGUCCCCGGCAUCGCCAAUGAGCGGAGCACAAACCAGCACGAUACUGAACGACAGGCCACGGACCACCUCACUUCGCAGUCCCUCUGUCAAAUCUCCUCUUUCCCCUCUCAAACCACUUCCUAAUCUACCACCGGAGACAUCCCGACCCAGUUCAAGUGCCCGGCCUGCGCCUCAGCCAGAGGCCAUUGAUCGUUCUGCGUCGACUGCAAGCCAAUCGACAUUACGUGCCUCCCCUUCCCCCAGUGCGACAGAGGGUAAGCUUAAAUCGGCUCCCUAUCGUCCCGGCUUUCAACCUAAAGGAGUCUAUCGACCACGAACCGACGAAUUCCUUGCCAUUAGACGUGUAAAGAGGGAGGGUGAAGGGGAAGAAGGGAGGCUUAAACGUAUUGAACGUACGAAACUAGAGAGACGUCUUGAGAAGCUAAUCGCUCUGCACUUCCCUCCGGCCGACUCGAAAACUAGUGAGAAAGGCACGCCUUUAAGUCCUGGCCUCCGAAAGAAGAAAGACUCAGCCCCCGGUGCUACAGUCCGACGAGCUUCCUCGUUCUUCGACCUAGAGAAGGUGAAGAAUCUCAAGUUGAGUGACCCGGGUGAAUUGUGGCGCGGGGUUAUUGCUAGUGGGAUGGAUCCUGGAGGAAAAGAAGACAUCCGAGCUACUGAACAGAGGAUUACUCCCUGGGAAGAAGACAGCGCCGUUAGCAAAUGUCCGCUCUGUUCGGCUUCUUUCCACCCCCUCACAAAUAGGAAACAUCAUUGCCGCUUGUGCGGGAAAAUCAUUUGCUCCCUUCCUCCUAAAUCCCCUCAGCGACCCUUAACGUGUUCGCUACUCUUCGUGGUCGAUUCAAAAUCGAGACAAAUAGAGGAGGUUGGGGAAGGCGUCGAUUACGGCGUUCGGCGGCGGAAUCGACCUGAAGGCGAGGAUAAAUUCCUACGAGCCGUUCGUAUCUGUAGAAGCUGCCGACCAGUAUUAAUACACCAGCAGUACUCCCAGCAAGUCCGGGAGGUCCCGAUCUUCUGCGCACUGUAUGACGUCUGUCCCGACAAUCUUGAAACAACCACUGACAUGGAACCAUGCUCUGCAGUCAUGACGGCCAACCAACGAAAGAAGCUUCGGCAGCACGGAAACGGUUGCUGGAAGCCUUCGCCCAGUACGAUCGACUUUCGAAACAAAUCCGUGCUUUACCGUGCCCGGGUGGUCCAGGAAGUUCUCAAGACCGGAUACAGGCGUCUAUCUUGGCUAGAGCGAACCUCUUUUUGCAAAAGAACAUGUUCCCUCUGCAGGCGAAUUAACGGUUGCGAACAGUCCCUACCUCGACCCUCGAUGCCACAGGGCGCCGGCAAAGCAAACGGUCCGAAAACGGAUGAUGGUCUCGAUAUUGACCCCGACUCUGAGCUUGCGCGGACACUGCAACCUCUCCUCGAACAAGAAGCGUUGCUGGAGUCGUUCAUUGGAGAAGCUAAGGCUCAACGGAAGUUUGAAGAUGUCAAGACACUCAAGCUGAAUCAGAACGAGAUCCGGCGGGAAAUCGAAAGACUUCUUGACAACGCAGACAUCAUCCAAGGCGCAGCUAGUGGACGAACUAGUACGCGACGAGCGUAA
Coprinopsis cinerea okayama7#130 is the source of this 2199-nucleotide messenger RNA. RefSeq lists its product as hypothetical. The transcript has 6 exons. The record is from RefSeq and is a predicted model, not a curated record. Gene Ontology annotation, molecular function: metal ion binding. Lineage: Eukaryota; Fungi; Basidiomycota; Agaricomycetes; Agaricales; Psathyrellaceae. Bases 1 to 2199 code for a protein of 732 amino acids.